CUUCGGACCAAACUUAGGGUAUUAACCCUAAAUAUUUCCUUUUGAAAAAAAAAAGGUCUCGGUCGUUUUAGUUUUAGGGUUAUGUUGCCGGAAAAUAGCAAAAGCUGAAUUUCGUCGGGCUGGUGAUCGCGAUUCCGCGAAAGAAAAAAUGGCGGCCUGCAUUCUGCUUAAGAGUCAUGGUUCGAAAGCUCCGAGGAGGGAACUGGGAGCCGGCGGCUGGGGAUCGGUCUACAGCCAUUGGACUCAGCGGUGUUCCAAGGGUUACUUCCCGCCGAGUCCCGGCGUCGCAGGUUUCACCGGCGAUUCCCAAGAUAUUUCAACCCUCCAUUAUCUCGUUACGUCUGCUUCUGCUGGUGUGCUGCGUCGUGCUGGUGAUACUGUGUUGUACAGCUCUCAAGGCAUUAACCCUGACUACUAUUAUUUUCACCACUAUAUCAAGGAAAGAAUUGAGCCUUGGGCCUUUGAGGGUUCUGACAGUGAUCGUUGGGUUCGCAAGCUUCUCAACAGCCGGUUUGACGGCUUUGCUGAUGAGAUGACCAUCCUCCCUGAACCUGUGCUUCCAGUCGGUGAACCGGGCACGAAGAAGAUUCCUUGUGCCGCUUGGCAGAAGGUUUUUGACAAUUGUGUGAAGAGACAUGAGAAUGCAGUAGCUGGCAAGUGCGAGUACCUGAGGUGCAAGUUGUACGAGUGUCGUGCCACACAGAAUUGAGGCCUAUGGUGUUAAGCUGUAGGAGGGACAGCGAUUGAGAAGUCUGUAGCUAAUAGAGUUCUAUAGUAGUGAAUAUGUCACACACCCUCUUCUGCCCAAGAUCAUUGAUACUUUUGUCCAAGUAUAGUUACAUGUAAUUGUCGUUGAAUAGUUGUUCGGGAUUAUACUAGCAGAAUAUUAGGCUAUUGCUAAAAUAGGUCUAGGCGCAACCAAAUUGUCAUCAUUGCGUUAUGGGCUGGUGUUAAAUCUCAAUUGGGCAAGUGUGUAUAAUUUUAUAUUACUAUACUAUAAUUUCACUCCAUACUGUUCCCAUCCUACACCUGUUUUCUGCUACUUUUUUCUAGAGACAGAGAGAGAUGUUGGGAGGAAGAAGAGAGGAGUGGUUCAAGGGGUUUUUAGCUACUCAAGGUAUCUCCUCUUUCUACGAUUUACGUACAGGAUGAAUGGACAAUCUGCCUAGGCUGCAAACUGUUGAGAGCAGCUUGCCAAUUUACAAACUCGUCUGUGGGCAACGGACAGAAGAAUUUGAUUAAAGGAAGCUCAACAACAAUACUUUAUUUUUAUACGGAGUUCAACGUUACUUGAAGUACAAAAGUUGAGAAGCAAGAAAGUUUCCUUCCUGACAGUACUGCAACGACUAUAUAAAAUUGAGAAACAUAAUCGUCAAUAAUUUUAUAGUGAAACG
This is a messenger RNA of Linum trigynum, 1394 nucleotides long. NCBI's taxonomy places the organism in Eukaryota, Viridiplantae, Streptophyta, Magnoliopsida, Malpighiales, Linaceae. The record is from the annotation of a GenBank genome assembly.